Molecule: messenger RNA, 1409 nt
Organism: Monopterus albus (swamp eel)
Lineage: Eukaryota; Metazoa; Chordata; Actinopteri; Synbranchiformes; Synbranchidae
Gene: vtnb
Product: vitronectin b
Exons: 8
Coding region: 1-1302 (433 amino acids)
Biological process (GO): immune response; cell-matrix adhesion; cell adhesion mediated by integrin
Molecular function (GO): extracellular matrix binding; integrin binding; scavenger receptor activity
Source: RefSeq, a predicted model, not a curated record
AUGAAGCCAGCAGUGACUGUACUGGGCUUUGUCCUGCUGCUGGGCUCCACCUUUGCUGCAGAAGAGUCAUGUGUGGGUCGCUGUGGCUCCUUCAACCCGCAGAGGAGGUGUCAGUGUGAUUCCAAGUGUGUGUACUAUGGAAGCUGCUGUGGAGACUUUGACACCAUUUGCCCCAAAAAAGCUCGUGGUGAUACAUUUGCAGAGGAAAUAACAGAAGCAGUGACAAAUGUCACACCAACUCCUGACCCAGGAGCAACAGCUCCCGCUUUCCUCUCCACCACCACAAAUGAGACCACAUCGACUGCAGCCCCUGAUGCAGAGCCAUGCAGUGGUCGCCCUUUUGAUGCAUUUCUGCAGCUGAAGAAUGGGUCGAUAUAUGCAUUUAGAGGUGAAUACUUUUUUGAGCUGGAUGACACAUCUGUACUACCUGGGUACCCCAAGCUCAUCCAGGAUGUGUGGGGAAUCUCAGGGCCCAUUGAUGCUGCAUUCACACGCAUCAACUGCCAGGGAAAAUCCUACAUCUUUAAGGGGAACAAGUACUGGAGAUUUGACGGUGAUGUCUUGGAUGAAGACUAUCCACGGGACAUUUCAGAUGGUUUUGACAGUAUGCCAAAUGACAUCAAUGCAGCGUUUGCCAUUCCAGCUCCAAGUCACAGUGGCAAAGAAAAAGCUUACUUUUUCAAAGGGGACACAUAUUAUCAGUAUGAGUUCAAGCACCAGCCUUCCCAUGAGGAGUGUGUCCUCAUAAGCAGGUCCUCCCCAUCCGUGCUGUUCACGCGAUACACAGACCUCUUCUGUGACCAGACAUGGGAGGAGUUCUUCACAGACCUCUUUGGAACCAGCAGCCACCACACAGGCCCUCGUUUCUUCAUUAGGGACUGGGAAGGCAUCAGGCCCCCUGUAGAUGCGGCUAUGGUGGGAAGAGUCUCCUUCAGUCCUAAACCCACACCAUCUUCUCCUCCGCUAGCGAGGAGGAGGGGCAGUCGGAAGAAGAGGCCCAGCAAGAAGCGUGGGCAGCGACGAAGGCAGAGUCGCUACGUGUUUGAUGAUUUUUGGGGUUACGAUGAUUGGUUUGACUACAGUGACUACACUGACAUCACUGAUGUGCACACCACACAGGAGCACACAAGCACUCCUGUUCAGAAUGUGUAUUUUUUCAAGAGAGAUAAAUACUACAGAGUGGAUCUGCAGACAAAACGUGUGGACUCUGCCAACCCUCCUUACCCACGAUCCACUGCAAAAUAUUGGCUGGGCUGCAAGCAUGAAGAGACACCUGAUGCAUCAAGAGCAGAGAGGAGAUAAGCUAUAGGCAACCUGACUGACUGGGCAGUCUGGAGACAAAUAGAGAAGUCUACUCUUGACAAAUAUUGAAGUAAUUGUAGUAUGACCCUCCAUACAGUACCCUUUAC